AUGCCUCAUCUUUGGAAGAGUCAAGUUCCUGCUCAUCCGCUACUUACCGCAAAAAGACGAAUAGCUAAUAAUUUCCGAAUUCCAAAUCUAAAUCUGCAGAACAACAAAAAAGUUGCUACAGUACCUGCCACAUCAUGCCCUAAUGUUCCCAGUGAGGAUCCAGAUGUCGUAAUUGUAGUACAGCAUCAGGAAUUCAAAGCCCACAAGGCAGUGUUGGCUUGCUAUUCUCCGUACUUCACCGACGUUCUAUUGAAGCCAGGGUAUAAUGAUAUCCAUCACCUGGAAUUGCCUAGUGUUACGCCAAAAGCAUUUGAGAUUUUAUUGGAGUAUAUGUAUACUGGAGAAUUGAAAGUGACGUGUCAAGAUCUCAGUGAAGUAUAUAGAGCUGCAAGGAAAUUAGGAAUCAAAGGAGCACGCAAGCGAUGCACUGAACUUCUGCAUGUAACAUCGGAACACUUCCAGAACAUGGUGUAUCUCUACGUCACCGCUCGUAAAUUGGGUCUCUUGGAUGCAAGUGUACGCGCCUUCAAGUUGAUGAUCUUGCAUUUUGAGAGACUUGUCAUGACAAAGGAAUUUUUGGAUCUGGAAGCGAAUCAAGUCAUCGAACUAUUCUCUUCCGAUGAAAUCGGAGCUAGGAGCGAAGUCAUGGUCUUCCUUGCCGCUCUGAAGUGGCUCAAUCAUCGAUAUCUCGAGAGAGAGCAGUACAUUAUCUCCAUCUUUAAGCUCAUUCGUUUCCCUCUAAUGAAUAUGGAAGAGAUAUUGGCUUGUUACUAUCCUCCGGUGCUGCCUGGUAUUAUGAGAAUACCUGAGAUCAGAGUGGCGCUACUCAAUGCCACAUGCUACAUUGCUGCGAAAACCUGUGGCCAAGAAAAGCUUUUCUCUGAGUACGGGGUAACUCCAAGGAAGUUUCUUUUCGGUGGAGAGCCUAUGGUGUUGUGGGAUGUUUCUGUCUUCGAUCCAGAGGAAUUCCGUGUUGCUAAAACUCAACAGGCCGCGACAAAGAUCCAAGCAGCUUUCCGAGGUUAUAUUACAAGAAAGCGUAUAAUGGAAGAGAGAUGUAUUGCUCAUUGCGCCGCAACCAUCAUUCAAGCUGCGUACAGAGGAUACUAUGUGAGGAAAGGGCUGAAGAUACGACAGCGUAUUUUGGAGAAAGGUGAAGAAGGGAGCAAAACUUCUAUUAUCCAAACAGGCAGUAUAAAUGCAUUAAAACCAACAAUUUCCACCCGAUCGAUUAAAGCCCUCUGGAGUUACGAGAAAGCAAGCAGCCGAUCCGAAGUCAUCUAUCUUCUGGGGGCAUUCAACUCAGCCAAAUUAGAGAAAGGUCAAAACAGAAUUUUCAUUUUUGACGUAAAAGAUAAGGAAUGGCACGCUCUUUCUCAGUGCCCACAACCCAUGCAUGAUGUAAAAAUGGCUUCAAUAAAGGAAUUCUUAUACUUUAUAGGUGGUUAUAAUCCUUUGGACAGAUUAGUAACCGGAAAAAUGCUGCCCCUCAAAGAAUGUUAUAAAUACCAAUUAGAGACCGAACAGUGGACAGCACUGCAACCCAUGAAUCAUGCUCGGUGUCUGCACAGCGUCGUUACUUUCGGCAGUGGCCUUCUAGCUAUUGGAGGAAAAGAUGAAAACAGUAGAGUUCUGACUUCGAUUGAAAGAUAUGAUCCUCGAAUUGACGCAUGGGUGGAAUUUCAGCCUUCUCUUCCAGAAUCUCGAAUGGCAAUGGGUGUCGCCUCUUUCGGAACUAUGUUAUGGAUAGCUGGCGGUUUAGUCUCUAUUGGAGAUGAUAUCUUGCUGUCUAACACCGUAUGGUGCUUCGAUAGAAAAAUAUCCAAAUGGACUCGAUUAACAGACUUGCCUCUGGCAUUGGCAUUUCCCAAGCUUUUCGUAGACAGAGGCAAGUUGAUAUGUUUGGGCGGCGCAGUGAGAUCAUCAACCCCAAACAAUGGAAAUCUAGAGAGUAUUCAGGACAUGUAUCGAUUAGAACAUGGUCAGUGGAUUAGAGGAAAUCCCUUGCCAGAAAAAUGUCACAAUCUUGUAGCCACAAUUGUGGCUCAAAAUAUUUACGUGUUUGGAGGAUUCAAUACUCACACGAUGUCUCAAAUUAGACAUCCUUUUUCCUACGAUGCCAAAGAAAACAAAUGGAAUAUUCUACAAAAUUUACCAGAAGAGGCAUCUGGUUUCAUUGUUGCCGCUACCAGAGAUCAACACUAAA
Molecule: messenger RNA, 2206 nt
Organism: Stegodyphus dumicola
Lineage: Eukaryota; Metazoa; Arthropoda; Arachnida; Araneae; Eresidae
Product: beta-scruin-like
Molecular function (GO): protein binding
Source: RefSeq, a predicted model, not a curated record